Molecule: messenger RNA, 483 nt
Organism: Lotus japonicus
Lineage: Eukaryota; Viridiplantae; Streptophyta; Magnoliopsida; Fabales; Fabaceae
Exons: 1
Coding region: 1-483 (160 amino acids)
Source: RefSeq, a predicted model, not a curated record
AUGGACACACUCUCCCAUAUGCUACUAAAAGCACUUAGGGAUGGCUCUCUACAGGGAAUUAAACUUGCACCAACUGCUCCGACACUCACUCAUCUUUUCUUUGUCGAUGACUCCCUCAUCCUAGCUAAGGCCUCCCCUCAACAGCUUUACCAGAUUAUGCAAAUACUAAAUAUCUUUUCUCAAGCUUCGAGCCAGAGAAUAAACCUCCAUAAACCUGGUAUCAUUUGCCGCAACGCACUGGACAUUGUGACUAAACAGAGUAUGGCAGCCAUCUUACAAAUGCAAAUAUGGUCCAACUCAAGCUUUUAUCUAGGGCUACCAUCUGUUUGGGGAAGAUCCAAAGUGGCAGCUCUUCCAUGGGUUAAGGAACGAGUUCAAAAGAACAUAGAAGGAUGGAAAGAAGCCUUGCUUAAUCAGGCUGGAAAAAAAAAAUUAUCAUCAAAGCAAGCAUUCAAGCAGUGCCCUCGUAUGCAAUGGCAGUAA